Molecule: messenger RNA, 1476 nt
Organism: Phragmites australis (common reed)
Lineage: Eukaryota; Viridiplantae; Streptophyta; Magnoliopsida; Poales; Poaceae
Product: rhodanese-like domain-containing protein 4A, chloroplastic
Exons: 4
Coding region: 99-1160 (353 amino acids)
Source: RefSeq, a predicted model, not a curated record
AAUCGGAUAGGUAGCUGAAGACAAUCCAUCUUGCAGCUGAGAGCCAGAGAGCUCUUCUAUCCUUGCACAGAGCUCAAGCCUCGUGCAGCCGUGCUUCCAUGGCUCUCCUCCGGCUCCAAGAACGGUGCUCGCUCCUCCAAAUCUCCAGCUUCCACCUCCAAAAUCCCCUCGAACCCCCAAGAAAUCGUCGCAAGAACCAACUUUUACCGCCCAACGCGGCAAAGAUUGCCAACUCCUCCAAAAUCCCUGUUCAUCGCACCCCCGCCGCCGCGCCCAAGGCCGCAAUCUUGGCGCGAAAGGCGGAGCCUUGGCGGGAAGCCCUCGUCCCCCUCACCGUCGCCGUCGCGUCCUGGCCGCUCCCUUCCCUCGCGGCGGAGGGCGACGGGAAGGUGAGCCUCGAGUCCAUCGUGGUGGCCAUCGACGACUUCAACAACCGCAACCCCUUCUUCGUGGCCGGGGUGGUGUUCGUGUGGCUCGUGGUGAUCCCGCUAGUGCAGGAGUACUACUUCAAGAAGUACAAACCCGUGAGCGCCAUUGACGCGUUCCGCAAGCUCCGCGACGUGCCGGAGGCGCAGUUGCUGGACAUCAGGCUGGGCAAGAGCGUGCGGUUCAUGGCGCCGCCGAACCUCAGGCUUCUCGACAAGAGCGCCGUGCAGGUCGAGUACAACGAGGACGACGAGGAUGGCUUCGUCCCGGAGGUGCUGGCAAGGUUCCCGGAUCCGGCGAACACCGUCGUCUGCGUCCUUGACAACUUCGAUGGUAAUUCUUUGAAAGUUGCUGAGCUACUAUUCAAGAAUGGUUUCAAGGAAACCUAUGCAAUCAAAGGGGGGCUGAGAGGUCCAGAAGGGUGGCAAGCGGUUCAAGAAAACUAUCUUCCCCCAUCUGUACAUGUUUUUCCGAGAAAGAAGAGCAAAAAGUUAGCACACACAGAUGUUAGCACUGAUGGAACGGAUGGUCAGCAGGAGGGGAGUGGGGAACCAGUGGUUCCGAAUAGCAGCUCUAUAGUUGAUGCAGGCAAUGGAUCCAGGGAUGGUCAUGAGAAUCCGAAUGGAAGUAUUUCUGCCGUGAAACAUGCAACUAGGAGACCAUUAUCACCAUAUCCAAAUUACCCUAACUUGAAGCCACCAUCAUCUCCGACACCGUCAAAACCAAAGAGUUAGGAGCAAUGCAGGGGGCAAUCAUACGUGUGAGACUCAAAGUCAGAACCAGUCAUCUCCUACACAAACAUUUUGGUAUACUUCUAACCCAUGGAUGUUGAGGUGAUUGAUCUCAACGCAGAUGGCCAUUGCAGUUGUCGGAAAAUAUUGCUGCUAUUGAGGCCACGUGAAUUCUUGUGUAAUUGUCAAACUUUUCCCAGUUUGUUGUACUUCAAUUGUUUGUACAUUGCAGUGGAGCCAAAUGACAUUGUAUAUGAGAUUUGAAACUCUUGUGACAUCGUAGCACUUUUCAGUUUGAUAAUUGUGGUUAUGUUUAAUA